This is a messenger RNA of Pieris macdunnoughi, 1353 nucleotides long. The record is from the annotation of a GenBank genome assembly. NCBI's taxonomy places the organism in Eukaryota, Metazoa, Arthropoda, Insecta, Lepidoptera, Pieridae.
AUGCCGAAGAAAAAAUUAGCCAUUUCUGGUAAAUUAAUAGAAGUUCGCAUGCAACGCGACUUAUUUGCACAGUUGCUUUUAAUUUCUCUGGAGCAAACGUUAAACAUUGAUAAAGUUCUGUCGUAUCCACUAACACCAGUUCCCUUAGCUAUGUGCCAUGCAGAUGGGAUAAUUUGUAAAACGGAUAAAUCAGUUUUAUUAAAAAUACUCGAAAAAAAAACUGACAGCAACACACCACAAAGAUGCGACGUACUUAUUUAUGAUGGCUUUUUUAUGCUCCAUGCAUUGCAAGACGUUCCAUCUACAUUUGGGAAUAUUUCAAAGAAACUAAUACAAAUGUUCACGAAUAAUCAUGCGCGCAUUAUUAUAGUUGCAUUUGAUCGUUAUUUUUCGCCAUCGAUUAAAGAUAUCGAGCAUUUGUUAAGAGGCAGGGUUAGAGGUCAACAGUACCGUAUAAAUGGGCCCGAUCAAAAUAAUGAAGUUCUACGAACCCUCGAUCACAAUUUAUCUUGUCCGGCUCACGAAGAAGCUGAUACGAAAAUUGUAUUUCACGUCUGUGCGUUAGAUUUCGAUGCUCCCGUUACGAUAAGAUGCUCAGACACGGAUAUUUUCGUGAUAAUGCUCGGCAAUAUGAAUGCGAUUGCCAACGAUAUGAAAAUAACUAUGCACAUUGGUUCCGGAAAUUCCCAAAGAUUCGUUAAUAUCACGAAGUUAUAUGAAAAAUUGGGAACCGAUUUGUGCUCUGCGUUGCCAGGUUUUCAUGCCCUCACAGGCUGUGAUUUUAAUCCCGCAUUUUACAGGAAAGGAAAAAAAAAGCCUUUACAAUUGUUGCGAAAAUCACAGGCGUAUAUGCAAGCGUUGGGGGAUACCGCAAAUAUUCCGAGUCGUGAAUUAGACGAGGUCUUCAUAACGAUUGAAGAAUUUGUUUGUCGCUUGUACGGGUUUAAAUCGAUAAACGAUGUCAACGCUACACGCGUUGCUACCUUCGCGAAAAAUUAUCAAAUCAAUGAGAAAAACGACGUGCUCAAGUGGAAAAGCCAUAUCGACGGGGCGAUCUUCCCACCAUGUAAAUCCGAGCUACGCCAGCAUUUACUGCGCACGUCAUACAUAGCGCACCUUUGGAGCCAUGCUCACCUUCAAGAGCCAUCUCAAUUAUCUCCCACGGACUGGGGAUGGGAAGAAAACGACGACAAAUAUGUCUUCAAAUGGUUCGAAGGAGAUCAAGUACCCGUAUCAGUCACCAGUAUAAUGGAUAGCAGCGAAAAUAUUGGCGGUAUGGAAUUUUUGUCGGACAGUUCGGCCGAUGAUUCGUCAGACAACGAUGAUGAUAGCGAUACCAUCGACAACGAAUAA